Oryctolagus cuniculus (rabbit) is the source of this 5862-nucleotide messenger RNA. RefSeq names its product arginine vasopressin receptor 1A (gene AVPR1A). Gene Ontology annotation, molecular function: vasopressin receptor activity; peptide binding. Lineage: Eukaryota; Metazoa; Chordata; Mammalia; Lagomorpha; Leporidae. Gene Ontology annotation, cellular component: plasma membrane. The record is from RefSeq and is a predicted model, not a curated record. Gene Ontology annotation, biological process: positive regulation of vasoconstriction; cellular response to hormone stimulus; G protein-coupled receptor signaling pathway.
CCGGGAGGACGGAUCCCGCACAAACAACUGAAUUCGCAGCCUGGCGCUUUUGGGAGCCCGAAGGCGCACCUCCCUGGCUUUGCGGGAGUUGGAGCCGUGCGUGGAGGCAGCUCGCGGGACUGAGAGCUGCUCGGUCGGUGGGGCGCUGCGCACCGAGACGCGGAGCACCGAGCGCAGACCCCUGAGGACAGUGCGCUCGCGGCGGGGAGCCCAAGUGCCCAGGGGUGGGAAGGCGACAGCCCGCGCGAGCCGGGCCCUCUAAGGAGGGCCAAGGAGGCGCCGCGUGGACAGCAUGCGUUUCUCGGGAAGCUCCGACGUGGAGCCCGCGGGCAACUUCAGUCCCUGGUGGCCCCUGAGAGCGGGCGGCGCCAACGGCAGCCUGGGGGCCGGCGAGCCGCCGGGGGAAGGGGACGAGCCGCAGGGGGAUGUGCGCAACGAAGAGCUGGCCAAGCUGGAGAUCGCCGUGCUGGCCGUGACUUUCGCGGUGGCGGUGCUGGGCAACAUCAGCGUGCUGCUGGCGCUGCACCGCACUCCGCGCAAGACGUCCCGCAUGCACCUCUUCAUUCGGCACCUCAGCCUGGCCGACCUGGCCGUCGCCUUCUUUCAGGUGCUGCCGCAGCUGUGCUGGGACAUCACCUACCGCUUCCGCGGCCCCGACUGGCUGUGCCGCGUGGUGAAGCACCUGCAGGUGUUCGCGAUGUUCGCGUCUGCCUACAUGCUGGUGGUCAUGACCGCCGACCGCUACAUCGCCGUGUGCCACCCGCUCAAGACCCUGCAGCAGCCGGCGCGCCGCUCGCGCCUCAUGAUCGCCGCCUCCUGGGUGCUGAGCUUCGUGCUGAGCACGCCGCAGUACUUCAUCUUCUCCAUGAUCGAGGUGAACAAUGUCACCAAGGCCCAGGACUGCUGGGCCACCUUCAUCCAGCCCUGGGGGUCCCGCGCCUACGUGACCUGGAUGACCAGCGGCAUCUUCGUGGCACCCGUGGUCAUCUUGGGUACCUGCUACGGCUUCAUCUGCUACCACAUCUGGAGCAACGUCCGCGGGAAGACCGCGUCGCGCCAGAGCAAGGGCUCCGAGGGCGCGGCCGGCGCCUUCCACAAGGGGCUGCUGCUCGCGCCCUGUGUCAGCAGCGUGAAGACCAUUUCCCGCGCCAAGAUCCGCACGGUGAAGAUGACCUUUGUCAUCGUGACGGCGUACAUCGUCUGCUGGGCGCCUUUCUUCAUCAUCCAGAUGUGGUCGGUGUGGGAUGAGAAUUUCAACUGGACCGAUUCAGAAAACCCUUCCAUCACCAUCACUGCUCUGCUGGCUUCACUGAACAGCUGCUGCAAUCCCUGGAUAUACAUGUUUUUCAGUGGCCAUCUCCUGCAGGACUGUCUCCAAAGCUUCCUGUGCUGCCAAAAUAUAAAGCAAAACUUCAACAAAGAAGAAACUGACAGCAUGAGCAGAAGACAAACUUCUUACUCUAACAACCGAAGCCCUACCAACAGUACGGGUACGUGGAAGGACUCACCGAAGUCGUCCAAGUCCAUCAAAGUCCUUCCUGCUUCCACCUGAGCCCCAAGUUCAUGAAGUUUCACUCUUGCAAUUGACUUCUUGGCACCUUUCUUGCUAGUAAAUCAUGAGAACAAAUGAACUUUUAUGAGAUGAGCAUAAAUCAAUUCAUUGGGUAAAAGACUGUGUUUCUAGUUGCAUACUCUAUGUUGCUAUGACUAAAAACUAUGAAUUCUUUUAUACAUGAAUGUUAAUGAAACUCAUUGCAAUAAAAUGUGCAGGACUAAUUCCCAGCAGCUUAACAGACAUUAUAUAUUUCUAAAGGAAACAUCAUAGCCAUUCUGAAUUUGUAUUCUGUUGUUGAUUUAUUUUGUUAUUUUACUUCGUAGAUAAGUAAGGCUUGAUUGAUUUAAAAUUCAUAGAAUGUAGGGGCACUGAUGAACAAAUGACUUAAUCAUCAGAGACUUCACAGCAACUCUCCUUCCAUCUAUUAAAAUCACUUUAUGCAUCGUAAUGUGCAGUUCCAAAUGGUGGCUUGGGGAGAAGAUGGUGCCUUGCAGAGGUGUGAGUGCCUGGGACAUACUCAGCAUGAGGUGACCGAUUCACAAGGAAAAGGGGAAAGUUGUAUAAGAACCUACAAAUCACCCUGAAUUUCAAGAGAGUAGGUUUAAGGUUGGCAGUGCCUUCAUUAAGCUUCCUCAUGCUUCACUGACUCUGAAAAAUGUGAUUUUCAAGAUGUUGAAGGUUACCAAACACAUUGCUUGCUGGAUGGUUAUACCUUUUUUCUUCCACUGCAAGGUUGUUUUAAAGGUAGAUUUCUGUGACGAAUGUCAGGUUUUAUUAGGACAGUAGAAAAGCCUGGCAUAAGACACUCUGUAGACUUUCCCUUGAACAUUGGAGAGACAUUUGGAUCAGUAUUAUAAGGGAUCUUUUGCUAUGCUGGACGUUGACAUGAUCAUUAACAGUCAUUAUCUGAGGAGUCCGCAUUCAUAGAAGAGUCUCCCAGUCACCCAAGUUACAAAAUGUCCUCGCAUUUUCAAUGAGAAAUGGCUUAGGUGGCCCUCCAAACUCCUAAUAAUCCGACAGCCUCCUAGUAGAGAAGAGGCGGGGCUGGGGGUUGUGGGAGGGCGUGCCAUGGAGAGAGCCUAGCACCUGGCUUCCCUCAUUAACAAAUGUGUGAUUUUAGGCCAAGAUUCAAGAGGACAGAAGCCUCUGCUUCCUAGCCUGUUUGACAGAGUUGCUGACACUUUGCUCACAGGGAGCUUCUUGCACACUAACGUGCUGUGUAUAUGCUAGCAGUCGGUUUUAUUACAGUCUUGGGAUCUUCAGAGCUGCAUGGCUUGUUUCCUGUUUACUUUUCAUUAGCCAGAAUUGGCGGGGUUCGAGUCUGGGCUAUAAGGUCCUAAAAUUUAAAUAUAGAUCUGCUGAUUCAUUGGAAAGCAUUGCUUCCCAUCACUAGGCCUGACUUCUGCUGCCUGACUGGAGUUUUCCAAUUUGAUAGAGAUACUGUUUGCUUUCCUUUGAAAGCAGGUAGCAUUCACAUGCAUCAGUUUCUUUUAAUUCUGAACAGAGGGUUAUUACAACUCUGCUUGGCUAUUGUUGUUCUAUUUUUCACUAAUGAAACUAAGAGGCCUUUUUUUUAACCCUUAGGUAUGUUGUCUGACUCCUUCUUCAUGCAAAGAUUUAAGAAUACAUCAUAAUUAUUUUUGCAAUCCUUAGGGGAAUAAUAGUUGCUUACAAUAGUAUUACUGGGCUUCCUUUUUGGCUUUGUAGAUAAGAGACCGAGGACCUGAUGGCACUGUGAUAACCUGAAACCAUCAACUUCACUCCUCUUCAUUCCCAGCAUUUCCAAACUCUCAGCCCUGAGCCGCCCCAGAUGGAUAGGCCUAAAAAAUAUUUCCAAGCGUCCUGUAGAGAUUAGACCCUCAGGUUUCAGAAUUUGUUCUAAAAAUAACAAAAAUGUCCCUUGAAGGGCAGCCUAAUAUAAGCCAUGAGCUAAAUUAGUCCCUCCUUCACUAUUUGAGUUAGAGCGCAUCUUAGUAACCCUGCCCUCUAUAAGACUGCCAGCGCUUUUGACAACUUCCCUUUGGUAGUUGAAAAACUAAACCUUUUGGAACUGCAGCGGGGAUGAGCCAUCUAAAUACAAAGACGAGUUAUAAAUCCAUUUCCAAAGUAACAAUCUCAUUGCCUUUCUAUAGACUCUGUUUUCAAAAGGUUGGCAGAUACCCAUAGGAAAUCAGAUUCCAUUUGAUUCUUGUUUCUGGGAGCUUCUCUCAAACACAGUGCAUAUCGCCCUAUCCAGGUAACUUUUCUUUUAAAUGCCUCAAGAGAUGAAAUAAUAGAACAUAGGCAGGAGGGACAAAAUAACAUCUGGAUGUUAGUUUUGCACUAGGCAAAUACAAGUAUGGGCUUAUUCUCCAUGGUUUAGGCUAGGAAAAUUAAUCUCUUCAGCGCUAAACUUUCUUAAUGUUGUAUACUUGGAAAUGGCAUUCAUAUAUCCCCAAAAAAUAUUACUCCAAGUUGAAAGAGUCCUGAUUGUCCAUUUCAAAAGAAAGGAAACUAUAGGUAAUAAAGAGGAAAUGCUCUGGAAGGGAAGUUUUCCUUUUCUUCACCAAAGAGAAGAUCCAAGGUGUUAUGCCAAAUGACAGCUUAAAGUCAAAAAGAAAUGUGUUGCAGCACUUUUUUUAAAUUUAUAGGUAUUAUGUGGAAAAUACUGCAAGUAUGUAAUACUAAUGUAUCUAUGUGGUUGUCAGGAAUGUGACUGAUAUAAAAAAUCCAGCAGUAGGGAUAAACUGAUUUAUAGAGCAGCUCAUAAAUAUUAAUUGGCAAUGAAAAUGAAACAUUUGAAUUACAUAUUAAGUGCUUACUGAGUUAAUUCUAGGGAAUGUAUUUUUAAAGUGUAAAACUACUUGGCAUUUUAUUAUUUGGGAUGUAACUGCAAAGGAAUUUAGUGAAUUUUGGUGGUCCAUUAUACAUUUGUCUGAUAUACAGAAUUACAAUUAUCAUCAAAGAAGUUUUAUACUGUAAUUGAGAGAAGGGUGUACUUUUAGAGAAAAAAAUAGUAGUAUCAGUGCUGUGCUUAUUAAUACCAAGCUUGUUACCAUUCCCAGAAUGGACAGUCAUUGAGGAUUAAGAAAUACAACUCUCACUUGUUGCUACACAAGUAAAGUAACCCAAUUAGGUUGAUGUUUAAUGCUUUCAGACUGUAAAGUUCAUAUUUUCAUAAUUUAUCUGGACACUCGGAGCUUUACAUUAUGUCCUCAGAAUUAUCUAAAACAUAAUUAGAUGCUGUGUAGGGGGUUAUGGAGCCUGAUCCCUCACCCCAGAUAGCAGAUAGCUCCUGUCUCUGGAGGAGGUAAUGGCUUUGCUUGCAGUAAGUCUGGGGUGGGCUAUUUAGGAUGCUAGUUCUGGACCUGCCAAAGCAGUCGGUGCCUCUCUGCCACAUUCCCACCCUUCAUGGGCCCUUGGAGUACUAUUCAGUGCUGCUGGCCACACUUGGAAUCAUGAGGAACACAGGACAACAAAGAUUAGCAAGUGGUUCUUGCUUAUAAUUUGAUCUCAGUCAAUCUGAGCCAAAAUUCAAGGGCUAUUCAGAAGAAAAAUUAUUUCUUUGAAUCUCCAAGGAAGUGAAAUGGAUUGAGUCACACGAAUUGUGUGAUUUCAUUUUACACAUAGACAGCUUAAGAAUAUUGUGUUAACAGAUUUUGUCUACAACAAGUUUUUGUGAGUGAACAUAUACAUGUGAGCUACGGUAUGUCAGAAUAAAAACAAUGGUAAUUAUGGCUAAAAAUUCAAUGUCAUUUCUCUUUAUAUAGUUUUUAUAUAUACUCAUCCUUUUUAUUGAUUUAUGUUCUAAAUAAAAACUAAAAAAGCUAUAAGAUGAAUUAGAUAUAUUUAUGUUCCUGGGUCAAAUGAACAAAUUCAAAUAAAGAAAUAUGAGAAUAAAUCUAAUAGUAAAAUCAGAACAAUUGUUAUUAAUGUAAGAUAAUUAGCAUUUCCACACACAGAGGUAGCUGUCUUUAUACCACAGGAUUUAAGAUUUAAAUAUAUCCUAUGAUGUUUUAGCUCAUUAUUGUAACAAAACACUAAGAGUUAAGGUUAUAUAUUUAGUAUUCCAUUUUUGGAACUAUUUUUCAAAUGUUCUAUAACUCUUAGCUUACUAUGCUACAUAGCAGAAAUAUAGUAUGUUUUUCCUGAGCUAAUUAUAUGAUUCCAGUUAUGAAUGGAUAUUGAAACGUUUUGUGAUUGUAUCUGAUAAUUGGUUGCUUACAGACAAAAACGGAUGGUGGUAAUAUAUUGAAAUAAUUGCUGUAUUUAUUCCUUAAUUCUCUUGUGUGUAGCUUAAUUCCAUAAAUAAAAACAAAUUUCAUAUA